AGGGCCGGCCCUUGAUAUUGUUUCAGCAACACAAACACAAAAACCAACAUCAACACUAAAUCUUUUCAUUCAUUCAUUCAUUCAUUCAAAUUUCAUAGUCGCAACUCAACUCAUAUUGUCAAUAGCAGUAACAUGGGAAGGUCCCCUUGCUGCGAGAAAGCCCACACAAACAAGGGCGCCUGGACCAAAGAAGAAGACGAUCGCCUCAUAGCUUAUAUUCGAGCACACGGCGAGGGGUGUUGGCGCUCUCUCCCCAAAGCCGCCGGCCUUCUCCGCUGCGGCAAGAGUUGCCGCCUCCGUUGGAUCAACUAUCUCCGCCCUGACCUCAAACGUGGCAAUUUCACCGAAGAAGAAGACGAACUCAUCAUCAAACUCCACAGCCUCCUCGGCAACAAGUGGUCUCUAAUAGCUGGAAGAUUGCCCGGUAGAACAGACAAUGAGAUAAAGAAUUAUUGGAACACUCACAUAAGAAGGAAGCUACUGAGCAGAGGAAUUGACCCUGCAACUCAUAGGCCUCUCAACGACCCUUCUCCUUCUCCAAAUCACAAUAAUAAAGAAGCUGCUGCCGCUGCCGCCGCCGCCGCCGCCACAAUAUGUUUUGCUGCUAAACAAGAGGAAAAGGACAAUACCAACGCGUGCGUGUUCGUCGAGAAUAAAGAUUCCAAAGGACCCACUUUGGAACGCUGCCCUGACUUGAAUCUUGAGCUGACAAUUAGUCCUCCUCGUCAGUCUCAGUCUCAGUCUGAUCAGCCAUUGAAGAGAACCCUUUGCUUUUCUUGCAGUUUGGGUUUGCAGAAUAGCAAGGAUUGCAGCUGUGGGAUUAACGCUGCUAGUGCCAACGCCCCUUCUUCUGGUUAUGAUUUCUUGGGCUUGAAAACCCGCGUCUUGGAUUACAGAAGCUUGCAAACCAAAUCAAAUUACUCAAAGAACUAAAUUCAUUAGUUUUUCUUUUCUAAUUUGUAUAAUUAAUUAAUUAGUUAGUUGUUGAUGCAAAAGAUACAGUGCCGGUACAGUUCUUGCCCAAUGUUUUCCCCCUUUUUUUAUGAAUUGGAAAAAGCACAAUUAUU
Messenger RNA from Abrus precatorius (Indian licorice), 1067 nucleotides. Its product is annotated as myb-related protein 308-like. Lineage: Eukaryota; Viridiplantae; Streptophyta; Magnoliopsida; Fabales; Fabaceae. The coding region runs from base 133 to 933 and encodes 266 amino acids. The transcript is spliced from 2 exons. The record is from RefSeq and is a predicted model, not a curated record.